Molecule: messenger RNA, 2845 nt
Organism: Morone saxatilis (striped sea-bass)
Lineage: Eukaryota; Metazoa; Chordata; Actinopteri; Moronidae
Exons: 8
Coding region: 1-765 (254 amino acids)
Cellular component (GO): membrane
Source: RefSeq, a predicted model, not a curated record
AUGUCUCUGAAUGACAAAGACCUGGUACCUGCAGUGGGGAACCUCUCCCCGGGUCAGCUGCAGUCUCUCUUCAAGAUGGAGCCCAAGACUCUGGGGGCGAUCCAGAUCGUUAUUGGGGCUCUGAUUCUUUGUCUGAGUGCCUCUGUGCUCCAGAUCCACGAGGUCCACUUUACAGGAGACGUGGCCCUCUUCCUGAUAGUUGUCAUACAGGUGACCUUGUCUGGUUCAGUGUUGGUCCACAGUGGGAGGAAGCCUACUCUCUUUUGGGUGAAAUGUGUCCUGGUGCUGCAUCUCAUCAGUGCUGCGUUUGCCACCGCUGCCCUGGGUCUGAUGUCCAAACACCUCCCCUACCGCCAGGACUCUUACCACUGUGAACACUGCCGCAGACUGGAGCUACAUGCCGUGCAACAUUGUUUCAGGAAAUGCACUGGGCUGAUCGAGCAAAAGUGUAAACUGUUGAUUGACGGGAUCCUGGGCACACUGGUGAUCUUCCUGGUGCUGGAGCUGUUGAUCUGUAUCACUGCCAUGCUGUUCGGACUCAGUGUCCUUGCUGCUGGUGGAACCCAGGCUCCCAGCCACAGACCUGUCUAUCCACAGACUCGCCCACCACCUGUUCCAGCUGUGCAGGUUGUUCCAGCUGCAGCUGAGCCAUCUCAGGUGGCUGUAGUUGUGACUGAACCAGAUUCAGAGCAGGGGGAGGACAUCUCCACCCCCCCCACUGAACCCCAGGUGGAGCCGAUAGAAGCUGUGACCUCAGAGCCCUGAUCUCAGCACACACUGCGGUGUCAUGUCAUGUCAGUCAGAGGGUAAAUAUGGAUGUUAAUUUGGGAAAACUACUCCUGCUGCUCGUUGUAAUUAGGACUCAGUUAUCUCCCAUUUAGCUCGAUGGCUCAUGUAUCAACUCAGGGGACAAAGGGACAACAGAUCAGCGGAUGGCAGCAGUUUAAGAUGAUGCAAACACAGGGUUCCCACACGUCCUGGAAAACCUGGAAAUUUAGAGACUAGUUUUCCAGUCAUGGAAACACCUGGAAAUUGAUUAAAAUGACCAAAUAUCCUGGAAAUAAUCAGUGUUGUCCUGGAAAUUUUUUAUUGUAUUUUAGGCCCUGAUUCAGAUCGCCUCUGUAAACCUGGGUGCAUUUUAUGUUUGGAACUCGACUGUUGGUAGGACGACACUUCAGAGUGGGGGUAGCAGACGUGAAGCAGAACUGACCUACAGCGAUCUUUUCGCCAUCAACUCUGUAUCUACAUCUAUGUUAUAUCUAUGUGCAUUCAGCCUGUUAAUGAAAUGUACUAUUGUUGUUUUUAAUUGUACAUGCAAUGGACACUGACUCUCUACUUCUUAUUUUAGUAGGCUACAGUGUUGGUCUUGUUACUCCAAAAUUUUUAUUAAUUAGUCAUUACUCGUUACUCUUUUCAAAAGUAAUAUUAUUACUUUACCCAUUACUCCCUGCCAACAGUAAUUUGUUUUAUUUAUUUCUGCUUCACCCCACAGAAUUGGUAAUUGUGUCCUUUCUCCCAAAAAUUCAGACCCAAAAUCCAGUUUUGUUUGUUAAAUGGGAAUAUAAUGGGAAUACUUCCAACAGCUGAAUGUAAGCAUUUCCAUCUACCGAGCUAAUUUCUUGCUUCCUGAUGUGCACGAUUACAAAAAUGAAUCUAUGGAUGUGAUCAGAUUGUUGGAUUUUAAAUCAGCAGUGGGGUGACAACAAAAGUAAGGUUGUAACUAGUUACAAUCAGUAACUACAAAAAAAAUAAGGGUAACUGUAACAGUAUCACUGUAAUUUAUUAGUAAUUAGUUACUGGGGAAAGUAAUAUUAUUACUGUAAUAUCAUUAUUAGUAAUACCUUAGCACCCAAGACUCAUAGGCUCAUAGGUGAGAAGAUACAUUUAAAAAAUAUAAAUAAAAUAAAUAAAUUCUACUUGACCUGUUUCAUAUGGGCUGUGGAAAAAUUAGUGUUACAGUUAGAGGAAAACUGCUGGAAAGUGUUACCAAUUUGCAGAAACUGCAGCGGAAAAAUCGGCACCUGGAAGCGAGCAGGAAGUGUCCUACAAACACUAAAACUGGAGUUAAAUGUGUCAAUACUAGGCUUGCCGGGAAAUUAUAUGAAGGCUGUCCUAUAUUGUCAAAAAAAAUCCUGGAAAAUUAUUUCUUAAAAAGUGUGGGAACCCUGAAAUAAUAAGGAUAAAAAUAUAUAUUAAUGUCCCAACACGUUUUACACAUAAACAACAGGUUGCCAUCCUGUCCCUUUACUUCUGGCAUGACAUGAACAUCAGCACCAGUGUUAGCGCUGCUGCACCCACAGUACAGUAUGUUGUGAUUGUGAUAUGGAUCAUCAUGGUGUUAUUGGUCAUUUAUUCUUCCAAUACAAAGAACACUAAAGUCAGUAUAGUCAGAGAAAUAAAAAAGACAAGCAUGGGAAGGCAAAGACGGUGGUCCCUGUUGGUAUGUUGAAUAUAUAUUCACUUCACUAAUAGUGUGCACAUUUUGUAUUUAUUAGAACAAAGGCAGAUUCAACAUGCAACAUAAAACUAAUCUUUUAACUAAUUUUAAACUUUAAGCCAUUAUAGAAUGAAUUGAUGAAAGAAUAUUACAGCAGUCGAUCUUCUGUCUAUUGUCCAUUCAUACUUAAGAUCUGAUAUCUUGAGAUUAAAACUUAAAGAAGUAUUCCAAUGAUGUAGUGCUUCCAUAAAGUUUCUCCUUUGGGGACAAUUAAAUCUAUUGAUGUCUUAAAAACCUCUUGUCUCCAAGCCCAAAUUACAGUCACCCUGAAGACAUCACAAUGAUAUAAUUAUGGUUAUAUUUAACAUUUGAUUAACCUGUUUAUGUACAUUAAAGCUGCAGUAGAUU